Messenger RNA from Trypanosoma rangeli, 2253 nucleotides. RefSeq lists its product as uncharacterized. Bases 1 to 2253 code for a protein of 750 amino acids. NCBI's taxonomy places the organism in Eukaryota, Euglenozoa, Kinetoplastea, Trypanosomatida, Trypanosomatidae. Gene Ontology annotation, molecular function: protein binding. The record is from RefSeq and is a predicted model, not a curated record. The transcript has a single exon.
AUGAUGGCGGGUGCACCGCGAAGAGCGGCGGCUUCGUGUCUGGCGGCGCCGCUUUUGUUGCUUCGUUGCGUUCACGAGAAACCGUUUCUUGAGCUCUCACCCGACGCCUCUCAGGGCGAGGCGUACGACAUGGCCCGCGACGCGCUGGUGCAGCUGAACGUGAUGGUGCGACGCGGCAUUGAACCAGACGCACUUAUGUACACCUCCCUCAUCGCCACGAUGGGGCGGGCGCGGCUGGAGUGGCAGGCGUACAAACUUUUCUCCCGCAUGCUGGAGCAGGGUGUGCGGCCGCUGCCGGAAACGUACGUCGCGCUGCACGACGCCACCGCCCCGUCACGCCGGCGUCUGCGGCAGGACCUUCAGCUGAAAAUCGAGGAGUCGCUGGAGUCGUUUCCCACGGAGCUGGCCGAGGCGGAGUUAGCUAGCCGGCGUGAGCAGGACCGGAUGUGCGUGCAGAAGUUUGAGGACUACAUGAGGGGCGUGCUGCCCGCCCCACCGCCGCCGCCACCACCACCGAUCUCGGACACGCCGAGUACGGUGGCACCAGCGAUGGAGGGGGAAAAAGAACUCAAAAGCGGCGUAGGGGCGCAGGGGGUGGCAAGCGGCGCCUCUGCAGGAGAGGCAGCGAGGGGUGGGCGGGCGCAGGAAGAGCCGCAACCCAUUGCGACUAUGCACAUUCGAAACCCCACAGAUGCGUGGGGCACGGCACGGAUGAUGGAAGAGCAGCGGGGAAGCCACACACGACGUGCACACGGGAGUGAUAACAUUGCCUUUCUUUGCGAAGAACUUCACCGUCUUCACGAGGAAGAGCUGCGAAUUUUUCUCUCGGCACAACGACAGCUGCGCCACGGUACAAAAGAAGAACUGGUGCGCCGCGUGGUAGACACGGUUCCUGAGCGGAGUAUUCGAGACAUGCUGGAGCGGCGAAAACAUUACUUUCACUCCGUUGCACACAUCUUGGAGAACGACAUGCAUGCGCUCCGCCGAGAGAACAGUGGCCCCAAUGGUGUUGAGCCUCAUAGCAUGCAUCUCAAGCUCUCUGCAGCUGAUUGUACAUUAACCGCUGCCGAGAAGGAAACAGUGGCACCGGAGGUGCUGCAUACCCCGUGGGGGAUUUUGCGUAAGCCAAUGAGGCGUCAACCCGACCCACCUGCACCGCGUAGCAUGGAGCGACUGGAGCGCAUUAGUCUCUCUGCAGACGAGCUGCAGCUUAUUCGAAGUAAGGGGGAGACAGGAGAUCUCGACGAGCUACCGGAGAGUCUGCUGAGACGCUAUGCGUAUGAGUUUAGCCUGACAUGGAAACGUCGCCUUCCACUCUCCUUGUUGGAGGCCGUGCAGUGGCACUGCACGACGUUUCUUCCGGAGCGGUUGGACGGGAAGGUGGUGGUGCGGCCCACUCCAGCUCUUCGCCAGCAGCGGGAGAAGGAGGGAAUGCAUAAAACCUUGGAGAAUUACGAGGCCUUCCGCAUCAUUUCGCAGCGGACAAACAACUUACAAGUGGUGGACCACAAGGAAAUCAAUUUGCACCUUAAAAAGAUGCAAAGGGAGAUGCUGCGGGAGGAGCGCCGCACUGAAGAAACACUUCGGCGGGAACGGAACUUACUAGACGCGGCCACACUUGCAGCCUCGGCUAAGUCAUUUAGUCCACCGGAGGAGACGCCGCCAGCCGCCUCGCGGGUGCUCGGAGUGGGUGGGGAGGGGCGUGGCGGCAGUCCACAGUCCUUGCCGUCAGAAUCGUCUACCGCCGCGAGCGGGGAUGUCUUGGUGCAGGACGACGGCGGUGAGCUGCCGCCGUGGGCCAUCUUCGCUGGUGAAGAGGAGUUUGACAUCUCCACCGGCCGCUUUGGUGACCCUGACGUGGGCCGCUACCAGGAGCUUGGCGACGGACGCUUCAAGGUGCUGCCUUCACGUGAGGCACAACAAAAGUGGACGGUGGAUCGUCAACUUUUGCCUGGUCCCUUGCAGGACACAUUGCUGCGGGCGGAGCUGCAGCAGAAGCUGCGCCACGAGGCGGUUGAGGCGCGGUACAAGCAAAAACUGCAGUACAAUCGUUACCGAAAGUGGGACUCCUUCCUGCGCAAGGCUCAAGAGAAGCGACAUCAGGCGGAGGCAGCCAAUGAAGGCGAGAACGAUGGGAAUGGUGUUGUGUGCCCACUACCACCGAAGCGGCGUCUAUCGCAGCUACUACGCAAAGGCCGCGAUAAGGCACCCGUGGGAGGCGCACUGAAGGCCAAGUACACCAGAAGUCUUUAA